AUGGCACGCUGCUUCAUACCGCGGCAAUGGCGGAUGCCGCGCAUCGUCUACUUCCUGAUGAUCCUCGAGUUCCCCUUCACCGUCGCCAAUCUCGCGCUCUUCGGCAUCGCGUCGCCGAACCUGUACCGGACGAUACUGUGGGCGGAGGGCGGCAAGCUGGGCUUCAAUAGCGAUCCGAGUACGGUGCUGUAUGCGGCGGCGAAUUAUCGGCCGGUGCAUACGCCGCUGGUGUGGAGUAAUUUCAACACGCAGUACAACCUCGUAAUCGGCGUGCUAUGCAUGUUCUUCUACCUCACCAAAGUCACCAUGUGGCUCCUCCACGUCCUCUUCCCCAUCCUCUCGCUGCCUCUGCACCUCGCGCUCAUGGCUCUCUGGGCCGUCAGCAUCCACACGCAGACCGGGCCCGACACCAUCGACCCCGAGCGCGCGAACCACGGCGCGCCCUGGUACAUUACCAAGAACUGCAAUAUCAUGGAGGACAAGACGAUCCGCGGGUACUGUAUGCAGGCGAAGAGCGCGUUCGCUGUGAGCGUGGUCAUGCUCGCCAUCAUGGUCGCCCACAUAAUCCUGGCGCUCUGGUCCCUCUACCCCACCCCGGAAGCGCGCCUCGCGCACGAAGCCAAGCUCGCCGAAAAGCGCGCGCAGAAGGAAAAAUGGGAGUCCUCGCCCUACGACAACGAGAUGACGGCCGACGAGCAGUGGCAGCACAUGUGGGAGCUGCAACAGCUGCCGCGGACACCGGGGACGGCGACGAGCUUCAGGACGCCGAUGACGCCGAUGACGCCGAGGACUAAGGCGUUUAGCGCGUUGGAUGGUGCAGUGCAGGGGUAUUACGGAGGUGAUGUGAAGGGCGUGGGCGCGCAGGGGCAGUAUGUGCAGGGGCAGUAUGUCCAGCAUAGUAGUCCGAUCCAGGAGCGGGAUGAGUGGGUGUAUGAUGGGAAGGGGAAGGGGACGGCGAUGUAG
This is a messenger RNA of Trematosphaeria pertusa, 963 nucleotides long. RefSeq lists its product as uncharacterized. Bases 1 to 963 code for a protein of 320 amino acids. NCBI's taxonomy places the organism in Eukaryota, Fungi, Ascomycota, Dothideomycetes, Pleosporales, Trematosphaeriaceae. The record is from RefSeq and is a predicted model, not a curated record. The transcript has 3 exons.